AGACACAACACAAAACAAAACAAAACAACAUAUGUAUAUUAUUGUAUGUACGAAUGAGUGAGCCACUAAUGUCAAAUGCAAUGAAAACCCAAUCUAAUCCAAACCCAACUCAACUCAACAAAGCCAUAAUCUUUGACUCUUUUUUUCCAAUGAUUUAUUCUUCUUCUUCUUCUUCUUCUUCUUCUUCUACCUUUGGUUCUCAUCCUCGAAUCCAUCUAAGACACGCAUAGUCCGGCUUUUACGGAGACUUGUACACCUCAUCACCAUCUACCAACGACUAAAACAUAUUUUUACUUACUUACUUUUCUUGACCUGACAUCCUCAACCUCAAUUAUUGCCAACCAACCAACCAACCAACCCAGGUGUUGAAGUGUUACUGUGUGUGUGUGUGUUUGGAGUUUAAGAUUUCUUGAUUUCACUUGUUGAUUCUUCCUUUUGGGAUCCAAAUCUCAUCUGGGUAUUAUUAUUUUUAACCUGUUUUGUCUGAUUAGAAGUGUUUAGGGUCAAAAUUGGCAUCUGGGUUUUGAUUUGGGAGAAAAAGAAGAAAAGGAAAAAGAUGUCCCUUGGUGGUGGUUUUUGCAAGGAAAUGAUAGAAUCCCAUGUUACAUAUGGAGAUUGUGAUGCAUCAUCAGCAACAACAUCAAAUUUGGAAUUAAGAAGUUCACCUUUCAAGAAAGGUGUAUUGACUUUGAGUGAAAAUAUUGGAAUAGCUUCUAAUAAUGAUGUGCAUGAACUUCUUGAGUGUCCUGUUUGUAUGAAUUUGAUGUACCCUCCUAUUCAUCAGUGUCCGAGUGGCCACACACUAUGUUCAAGCUGCAAGGCUAGAGUACACAAUUGUUGCCCCACAUGUCGCCAGGAGCUAGGAAACAUUAGGUGCUUGGCUCUAGAGAAAGUUGCAGAAUCACUUGAUCUCCCUUGCAGAUAUCAACUUUUGGGGUGUAAUGAUAUAUUCCCAUAUUACAGCAAGCUUAAACACGAAAAGAACUGUAAGCAUCGCCCGUUUAGCUGCCCUUAUGCGGGAGCUGAAUGUUCUGUCACCGGCGAUAUCCCUUUCCUUGUGAUGCAUUUGAGAGAUGACCACAAAGUUGAUAUGCAUGAUGGCUCCACUUUCAACCAUAGAUAUGUCAAAUCCAAUCCUCAAGAAAUCGAAAAUGCUACAUGGAUGUUAACUGUUUUCAACUGUUUCGGUAGGCAGUUUUGCUUGCAUUUCGAGGCAUUCCAGCUUGGUAUGGCACCUGUUUACAUGGCCUUUCUUCGAUUCAUGGGGGACGAUGAUGAGGCAAAGCAAUUCACCUACAGUCUUGAAGUUGGUGGGAAUGGAAGAAGACUUAUGUGGCAGGGGAUACCUCGAAGUAUUCGGGAUAGCCACAGGAAAGUUCGGGACAGUCAAGACGGGUUAAUUAUUCAGAGGAACUUGGCACUGUUUUUUUCGGGUGGUAGUAGGCAGGAGCUUAAACUGAAAGUGGCCGGUCGAAUUUGGAAGGAGAAUUGAGCUGAAUAAAUACAUUAAGAGAUUUUUCAAUAUAUUGGUGUGGAAAAAGAAUGAAAAAAAAUUAAAGGCAGGUAGGAAAACUAUUAGGAAUUUCAGUGUAAAUGAGUAGAUACAUGUUGUUUUGCUUGAAGUCAGAUUACUGUAUUGAUUUAUUAAUAAAUCUAUGAAGGAAACUUUCUUUGAGUAA
This is a messenger RNA of Cannabis sativa, 1679 nucleotides long. RefSeq names its product E3 ubiquitin-protein ligase SINAT2. Lineage: Eukaryota; Viridiplantae; Streptophyta; Magnoliopsida; Rosales; Cannabaceae. The coding region runs from base 557 to 1492 and encodes 311 amino acids. Gene Ontology annotation, molecular function: zinc ion binding; protein binding; ubiquitin protein ligase activity. The record is from RefSeq and is a predicted model, not a curated record. Gene Ontology annotation, biological process: ubiquitin-dependent protein catabolic process; multicellular organism development. The transcript has 4 exons. Gene Ontology annotation, cellular component: cytoplasm.